GUAGGUCGGUGCUGAGCUCUCCUUAGCGGCAGCAGACGGGGAAGCCUCUCACGAAUAAAUGGCGUCCCUCCAGUGCGGAGCAGCUGAUUUCCUACCGAGCACGGCAGCACGAACGGUGGAGAGGGCCUGAUCUCAGGCGCUGUAGGCAACAGUAGCAGGUCAAAUGUUUCCAUCCCGACUUUGGAGAGACACAUAAUGAACAUGGGCAUCACCCCUUCAGAGAUAUCCUCCUCCGCCUGACUGGUUGGCCGCAUCUUCGUUAAUCCCAUUCAGGAGAUCAUCUUUUCAACCCUUACUUGAGGUUACACCAUCAAGACGGCGUUAUCUCAGAAAGCCAGCUCUGUGGCGGUGAAGAUGACCACGGCACGGUACCGUCCCACCUGGGAGCUGGCCGUGGACCCCCUGGUCUCAUGUAAGCUGUGCCUUGGAGAGUUCCCUCUGGAGCAGAUGACCACCAUCACACAGUGCCAAUGUGUCUUCUGUACACUGUGCCUGAAGCAGUAUGUGGAACUCCUGAUUAAAGAAGGACUUGAAACUGCAAUUAGUUGUCCAGACUCUGCCUGUCCAAAAAGAGGACACUUGCUGGAAAAUGAGAUUGAGUGCAUGGUGGCCACAGAGAUGAUGCAGAAAUACAAGAAGCUUCAGUUCGAAAGGGAGGUGCUGCUGGACCCAUGCCGGACGUGGUGCCCUUCCUCAACCUGCCAGGCCGUGUGCCAACUAAAGGAAGCUGAUUCUCCUGCGCUGCCCCAGCUGGUCCAGUGCGCCGUCUGUGCCCUCGAGUUCUGCUCGACCUGCAAGGCCAACUGGCACCCCGGACAGGCCUGCCAAGAGAACAACCUGCCCAUUACCUCCUUCCUACCAGGAGAAAACAGCUCUUUCUAUAAGAAUGAAGAGGAUGACGCACCAAUCAAGCGCUGUCCUAAAUGUAAAGUUUACAUUGAGAGGGACGAGGGCUGUGCACAGAUGAUGUGCAAGAACUGCAAACAUGCCUUCUGCUGGUACUGUUUGGAGUCCCUGGAUGACGACUUUCUCCUGAUCCACUAUGACAAAGGGCCCUGUCGGAACAAACUGGGCCACUCCAGGGCGUCUGUAAUCUGGCACAGAACACAGGUUGUGGGGAUCUUUGCUGGCUUCGGCCUGCUCCUGCUGGUUGCCUCCCCCUUCCUCCUUCUGGCCACUCCCAUCGUCCUCUGCUGCAAGUGCAAGUGCAGCAAAGGUGAUGACGACCCAUUGCCAACCUAAACGCGCCAUCAGAGCAGGAGCAGAGAGGCGCUUCAUGGAUGGGCCAUGUUUUAUUUCCUUUUCACCCCUUUACAUUCUUCUCCUCCCACCAGCUUUGAGUGCUUAAUUUUUUUGGGGGCUGAGCCUGCACCAGCCCCAGCCCCGGCCACUUCGGGAUCCAUCGCUCUGCAUGAGAGAGGCAUGGUUGAAAUGCGACCCUACACCUUGGCCUGAAGAGAGGUGAAGGGUCAAUGGUCAGAGGAAGUCAGACUUGUCUAAGGACCACGGUUUCCGUGUGUUAGACGUUGGUGGUUUGGGGACGUGAAGGAACUCUGGGCCACAUAAAGUGGUCCUUAGUUGCGGGUAACUGUGGUGUGGUAUUUUGGCGGGUCACUACAAACAAUGGAAAAAUCAAAGUUAAGAAAUGCUUUUCUUUUGUAUGAACAAUGCAGGAGCCACCUUAGAAAGAACUUUUACUUUAUCGCUCUGUUUUGUCGGUUUGUCGUACGCAACAAAAGCUUUUUCCCCACCACCACAAUCGAUGUAGCUCUACAGAUUCAGUCCGUAGCAUUAGAGUUACACCACGCAUGUUUGGUGUUCACUUGAUUUGCACACGGAACAUGAUUCUUACGUCAUGCUCACGACUGAGGUAGAGAUGGGAGGCUGUUGUCACUCAACUCAAUGUAAAGCGCGUCCUCUUGAUGAUGUCAAUGUUUUAUAACCUGUUGCUUUUAAUAGAACCGUGCUCAGAGUAGUGUCUGUGUUGUACUUUUGAGCGUUUUCCAAACUGCAAGGUACACUUAAAGGGGAUUGCCACUCAAAUCUAAAAUAAUACUAAUUUCUGUGGUCAAGUGACAAUGAAAACUAGUUUUGUUCAA
Sander lucioperca (pikeperch) is the source of this 2099-nucleotide messenger RNA. RefSeq names its product ring finger protein 144aa (gene rnf144aa). The transcript is spliced from 9 exons. Gene Ontology annotation, cellular component: ubiquitin ligase complex; cytoplasm; Golgi apparatus. Gene Ontology annotation, biological process: positive regulation of proteasomal ubiquitin-dependent protein catabolic process; protein polyubiquitination; ubiquitin-dependent protein catabolic process. Bases 355 to 1242 code for a protein of 295 amino acids. The record is from RefSeq and is a predicted model, not a curated record. Gene Ontology annotation, molecular function: ubiquitin conjugating enzyme binding; zinc ion binding; ubiquitin protein ligase activity. Lineage: Eukaryota; Metazoa; Chordata; Actinopteri; Perciformes; Percidae.